Molecule: messenger RNA, 813 nt
Organism: Vitrella brassicaformis
Lineage: Eukaryota; Vitrellaceae
Source: the annotation of a GenBank genome assembly
GCGGGAUCCAAAUAUUGACUGAGUCAGUCGUGAAGGGGAGCGAGAAGUCAACACACACAUACACCCCCCCCCCCACACACACAGAGCUCACCAGCCUGCUUCCUCAUGUAUUGGGGCGCGAAGUGUUCAGUGUUUAGACGGCCACUGUGAAGGGCUCGUCACAGAGACCCUUCCUUCCCACAGCUCAGCCGAACACGAACAGCACACUCGCAAAACGAAGUCGUCAAGAGUAAAAACAAGACCAGAUCAGCAAGCACACCCAUAAGACCACAGCCACUGAGUCAGACAGGCAAACGGACCAUGCUUGUCAUCAUCAUGAGGCAAUCGUAUCAGCCUUCCUUCUGUACACCCCCAGGCAGGCAGGCAGAUCGACGGGCAGCAAAACCCUCAAUCCUCCCCAUCCCCCAUCCACUCAUGCGUGUGUCCUCACGCCUCGCUCCCCGAUGAGAUGGCCUUCUGCCCGCCCGCAGCAGCAACACCAGCAGCACCAGCGGCACCAGAGGCCGACGCGGACACCGACGCAGACGCAGAGGCAGAGGCACAUAGAGACUCGCCAGCGGCAGAGAACUCCUCCACUUCCUCAUCCUGCUGCUGUUGCUGUUGCUGUGGUUUGGGUUUGCGCGCAUGCGGGCCUGUCUUGGGGCGUAUGAAGUCGCACAUGGUGUAGCCUUCGCCCUCGUAGUACAUCAUCGUCAUCAGGUUGGUCAGCCGCUGCAGCAGGAACAACACCAUGAUGGUUAUGGCUGAAAGAGCGUUGGCAAUGGGUGAGCGUUGACUAGAGCGUCGGGGCGGCUCGGAAUGCGUCUUUUCCUC